AUGAAUCCAUCCGUUGAACACGUAAUCGCAAGUCUCAGCACCGGUGUAGAGCUCGCGCGCCACCUCUUCGGUACAUGUCACGACAACAAACGCGCCAGAUCGCGUUCUGAUGACAACGUCUCCGCGGGCAGACAUACAAGCCAUGCAGGUCGAAAGCGACAUGGUUCCCAAGCCGAGAAACGCAACGGCUUCGUGCUGCACACCGGCCCACACGAAGAGUCCAAUGGUCAUCAAGAUCGAUGCCAAUGUCACCAUAUUCAACAUGGAGAAGGGCUUAAGCUCGACGAAGACCUUUCGCAUUUCACUCUUGGGUUUCUGCGGCCUGUUUUGAUCGGUGUUAUUGCCCAUCUCCACAUCGACGAGCCCUCCUCGCACUGCACCCUGCUCGAGGCUCUCGUUUUCGCGCCGAAUUUGUUCGACAACUUCUUCCUUGUGUUCGAUGUGGAAUGA
This is a messenger RNA of Penicillium brevicompactum, 450 nucleotides long. RefSeq lists its product as uncharacterized. The transcript is spliced from 2 exons. NCBI's taxonomy places the organism in Eukaryota, Fungi, Ascomycota, Eurotiomycetes, Eurotiales, Aspergillaceae. Bases 1 to 450 code for a protein of 149 amino acids. The record is from RefSeq and is a predicted model, not a curated record.